AAAUGCUAUCAAUAUUAAGAAAAAAAGAUAGAUGAUAGAUAUUUUUUAAAAAAUAACAAAAGCUAAAAGUUCGUUAAUGGAAGAAAAAAAAAAAGAAAAGAAAAAGGAAAAUGACAAAAGAGGAGAGAAGACAAAAGUUAGAAAAUAAGAAAAUGAAAAAGAAAAAGGGAAAAGACAAAAAAGGUCAAGAAAGUAAUAAUUACAGAACGGAGAAAGAGAGGACAGAUGGUGGGAGAGCAGAGGUGUAGGCGUGGAGGGGGAGAGAGAAUUUUGAGGUACGUGUUUGGAAAUGGGAUAAAAUAGAAACAUAAAUGAUUACAAUUCCUCAAUUUUGAUCUACACUUUGAAAAAAUCUCAAAUUUGUUGAACAAAAAUUUAGAAACGUUAUAAGAAAAAACAUGAAAUAAGAUUUUUUUUCAAUAAGAAUCUAACCUCCUACCUUUAAAAUAGAAAAAGAAAGUUAUCAUACAUAUUUAAGUAUAGUUAAUAUAACUUAAUCAUGCUUAGAUUAAGAUGAAAAAAGAUUAAUUUUAUUUAUUUAUUGAUAUUAUUAUUGUUGUUUUUGGAAUGCAGUGCUCAUGUGUGCUAUCAACCUUAUCUCUGAUUUCAUGUUCCACCACUUAAUUGCAAAACAAUGAUAAUAAUUAUAAUAAAUAACAAUAAUAUUGAAAUAAAUUUAGAUGAAUAAUAUUUGAUUACAUCUUUAUUCUUAUAAUUACAGUGGAUAAUAAUUUUAGAAAUAAUUAAAAAAAAUUAUAAAAUAUGUCAAAGUUUAUUAUCAAUAGACUUCGAUCGUCGAUAAACUUUAAUAUAAUAUAAAAGUUUAUAAUAUAAAAGUUUAAUAUAAUAUCAAUCCUAAACCCUAAACCUUAAACUUUAAUAUAAUAUAAAAGUUUAUCGACGAUUGAAGUCUAUUGACAAUAAACUUUUAUAUUAUAUUAAUGACAUAUCAAUAUUUGUAAUAUGAUUCAUUAGACUUUAUUAACUCUAUUUUAUAAAUAUUUUCAUAUGUAAAGAGCCAUUUUUAAAUAUAGAAAAAAAAGUUGAAACUAUUCCUAAAAUAUAAAGAAUAUAUUAAAAUUCCUAAAUUUUAUUUAAAUACUUUUGUUAUAAUUAAUAAAUAAUUUUAAUUUUUACUGUUAUUGAUUUUCAACUGCGUCACAUCAUUUAAUAUUCCACGUAUACUCAAGUUGUAGUGCAGUACAAAUAAUAGAAAAAAUAAAAUCUCGUCCCUCGUACUUGGACAUACGUAAAUAAAGCCAUUCGUUCAACUUAGCAAAUAACAACGUGCCGUAGUGAAAUAGAGAACCAACUGAUCAUGGAGUAUCCAACUUUAAAGGACGCCAUACCUUUAGCCCCUAUCUCUUAAGUUUCAACAUCUUCAACUCCCACUUCCUCGGAGCUCAGUGGCUGGCGCCGCUGUACGACAGUCUUCUUUGAUGUUAAAACCCGUUCCAUCCCCCUUCCAUCUCCGGCUGCCACCAUGCAACCGUCUCCCUCGUUGAUUACUGGCCCUAUCAGAACUCUAACGACCACCGUCCGACCUUCCACCAUCAUCAUCCAAGCCUAUCAGUACCAGCAACCUAAUCCAAAGUUCAAUAGUCUUUUUGGAUAUAGAACUGACCUUGUCGGUGCUUGUAGCCGUAGCUUUCCUGCUUGUGCAAGUCGCAGCCCUGGACCUCAAGUUCCUGCUGCUUCUGCUCCUUUAAUCCAAACCCAUCUUGGUGCUGCGUCUCGGACGUCGACACUGGAAAAGAUGAAUACCAUCGAGGAGGAACUUGAAAAGGCCAUUUAUCGAUGCCGAUUCAUGGCAUUUUUGGGCGUCUUAGGGUCUUUAAUUGGCUCUAUUCUCUGUUUCAUCAAGGGGUGCGUUCAUGUAGCAGCAUCUUUCUCUGAGUAUUUCGUGAAUCGUGGAAAAGUGAUCAUGGUGUUAGUUGAGGCCAUAGAUGUGUAUCUCUUAGGAACUGUGAUGCUAGUCUUUGGCACGGGUCUGUAUGAGCUGUUUAUCAGCCAACUUGGAAAUGCACGGUCAUUAUCAAAGAGUAACGUUGAGCAUAAAUCCAAUUUAUUCGGCUUGUUUCCUUUAAAGUCUUGUUACAGUUGUAUAAGAUCGUAUUCUGCAGGAACGACCUAAAUGGAUGAAUGUAAGGACAGUAAACGAGCUGAAAACAAAGCUGGGACACGUCAUAGUGAUGCUGCUUCUAAUUGGGUUCUUUGACAAGAGUAAAAAAGUGGUAAUACAAUCUCCAGUUGAUUUGCUUUGCUUGGCUGUUUCAAUAUUCCUUUCCUCUGGUACCCUGUUUUUGCUGACUAAACUAACUGAAUGAAAGUAAUUAGAUAUGUACAAAUAUAUUUAUGUAAUAUCCCUUCCUCUCUUUUUCUUUUUUUACUUUUUACUUUGCCAUUUUUGCCCCUCCUUGAGAACAGUUAGAAACCAUGAAAUAUUACUAUUGUAAAUGGGUGUGUAAGAUUAUUGUAAGAAGAUGCUGUUGGAGUGUAGAUUUUACUGCAAAGGAGUAAAUAAACAAAGAAAUGAAGCUUUGGGAAUAAGAAA
Molecule: messenger RNA, 2554 nt
Organism: Cucumis melo (muskmelon)
Lineage: Eukaryota; Viridiplantae; Streptophyta; Magnoliopsida; Cucurbitales; Cucurbitaceae
Exons: 5
Coding region: 1484-2134 (216 amino acids)
Source: RefSeq, a predicted model, not a curated record